AGGGAUGAAGCGGUUAUCAGCGUUUUUCAUACAGAUGAGAUAGUAAAAUAAGCAUUUUCAAGAGUUCAACCCUCAAUGCGUGACGAAUCAGUUGGUAAACACAGUACAAUAGAUAAGACAGUAAUUCCGAACAGCUGACAGUCGCAUCCACAGUUCCGUUCGAAGCAACAGCCCAGUCCGGUUAGCAAUGUUCCAUACAUUCAAUCCUACGACAAAAGAAUGGAUAUCGCGUCAUCCACCCCCGGCCAUCGACCCACAAGCCAACUUGGGUCAGCUAAUUCUGAACGUUCUGGAUCGCAACCCGUCGAAAGUGCUUCAACUCGAUACGGACACCUCUCGCCAGCUGAUCGCCCAGGAGAUGCGCCUUCGUUCGAUCCGUGUGGCACAGAAUUUAACGGGACUUGGAUUCGGUAAAGGUGACAUGGCUGCGUUGGUUUGCUCAAACAGCGAAAACCUAACGUCGAUCGCGCUCGGUCUGAUGAUUGCCGGAGUCCCCUUCAUCACGCUUCCCGUCGGAUUUAAUGCCACCGAUCUUGGCCAUCUGAUGGGAUUGGUUCAACCGAAGUUGGUGAUCUGCGAUGAAACGAUCCACAAGACGGUGCUGGAAGGAGCUGGACAAACACUUAAAAUUAAACCCGUUAUCUUCGUGAUUGAGAGUGAACGGGAAAGUGUGCGGAAGGUUGACGAACUUCUGGGGGACACUGGCAGUGAAGCUGAGUUUGUUCCACAGUAUCACGGUGACAUGCGCAGUUUGAUUGGCAUCAUCCUGUGUACUUCGGGGACUACGGGACGUCCGAAAGGAGUGUGUGUCUCGCAAGCACACAUCGCCAUUAUACUUAGUCGACCAGCAACCGCUUACGGAAACACCGAUCUAAUCUUCAACUUUAGUCCACUUUACUGGGGAACAGGUUUGUUCGCCCUUCUGAACUCCAUCUCCAUGGGAACGACUCGAGCCAUCAGCCGAAGUCUAUUCAAUGAAGACGUCUUCUUCGAUGUACUAGAACGUCAUAAACCAACGCAUUUCUUUAGCCCUCCAUCGCACGCUGUUCUACUGUUGAGUCACCCCCGUGCGGAAAAUGCCGAUUUUAGUUCCGUGCGAAGUUGGAGUCUGAGCGGCAGUCAUGCCUCACCGCAACUAAGACAGGCUAUACAAGGGAAACUUUCGAAUGGACGAACCUACAAUAGCUAUGCUUCUUCCGAGAUUGGAUUGAUUGCGAUGGAUAUGAUGAAGGGUAAGGAGGGUACGGUGGGUCAAUUGAUGCCUCAUCUGGAUGCGAAGGUUGUCGAUGAGGGCGGAAUUGCAGUAGGCGUCGGUGAGCAGGGUGAAAUUUUGAUUCGAACAAAGAUUCCGUUCAUGGGUUACUACGGUGAUGAGGCAGCUAAUCGUGAGCUCAUAGACUCGGAUGGAUGGAUUCGAACUGGUGACAUUGGCUACUUUGAUGAGGAAGGUUUUCUCACGCUAGUCGAUCGGGUGAAGGAUGUUAUCAAGUAUCGGGGCUAUCAAAUGUCACCGGUCGAUUUGGAGGCGGUGAUAGGGCGGAUUGACGGUGUGCGGCAGGUUUGUGUGGUGGGGAUUUCGGAGAUGAGUGGUUCAUCGGAUUUGCCUGCGGCGGUGAUUGUUAGACAGCGGGGAAGUGAGCUGACGGAGCGGCAGGUUUUGGAGACGGUCGACCGUGAAGUGUCCGAUCACAAGCGGUUGCGGGGUGGAGUUUUCUUUUGGCCGGAACUGCCACUGACGGGGACCGGGAAGGUGCUGCGGAGGGUAGUUCAGCAGCGAUUGCAGGAGAUUGUUGGUCGGGAAGUUUAACGAUUGGGUACUUUUAUUUCGCCGUUUCAAUCGGUAAUUGUUGCAUAUAUUAUUUUUAAUUUUAAUAAAGCAGUCCGCUGGGCACAGUUUGAUAUCACGAA
Topomyia yanbarensis is the source of this 1908-nucleotide messenger RNA. Its product is annotated as probable 4-coumarate--CoA ligase 1. Lineage: Eukaryota; Metazoa; Arthropoda; Insecta; Diptera; Culicidae. Gene Ontology annotation, biological process: long-chain fatty acid metabolic process; fatty-acyl-CoA biosynthetic process. The record is from RefSeq and is a predicted model, not a curated record. The coding region runs from base 188 to 1807 and encodes 539 amino acids. The transcript is spliced from 2 exons. Gene Ontology annotation, molecular function: long-chain fatty acid-CoA ligase activity.